Molecule: messenger RNA, 1629 nt
Organism: Anopheles stephensi (Asian malaria mosquito)
Lineage: Eukaryota; Metazoa; Arthropoda; Insecta; Diptera; Culicidae
Product: SAC3 domain-containing protein 1
Exons: 4
Coding region: 496-1581 (361 amino acids)
Biological process (GO): spindle assembly; centrosome duplication
Cellular component (GO): centrosome; spindle; nucleus
Source: RefSeq, a predicted model, not a curated record
AUUCAGGUCAUUAUCCAGCUCAAAACACUGGAUUUUUCAUCAAUCAACAGCUUUCUCAAACAGUACAAGUACCCAACACCACAAUAUAAACAAAAUAGACCGACCAUCAAGGUGUCAACAAACAUCUAUACAGAAUACCAACAGAAAGUGACCACAAGAACGACAAAAGAUACAACAGUACAAUUAUAAUCAGAAAAAAGGACAUAUGGCCUUUAGUUGCCGGUCCAUACUCAUUGAGGAUCGUGUAUCACAAUCGCGGAGUAGUGCGGAAGGGCCCAGGAAGCUGGACUUCCUCACCGAACCGUGAUAUAUCCUCACAAAGAGAAGAAGAAGAAGAAGAAGUUCUCGUUCUACUACAUUUUUGCAUGAAAUACCUGAAAAAUAUAGUAAGAAAUAAGCUUUAUUACAGUUCAAAAAGUGUUUACUAGAGAAUACUGUGAUAGCUUUCAGUGUUCAGCGUUAUUUGUACUGUACAGUAAAUAUAUACAUUACAACAUGAACGAAUUCAUCCGUGGAACAUGCGAGGAAAUGUGUCCCAAAGCGGAGAUCGACUUGCGAAUCCGCGAAAAGUUGGUGCAUUUCUUCGAAACCGAUCCCGAUGCUGGGCGUCCGGGGGUGCCGGAUCGGCAUCGGAUGGUCAAGGAGUUUUCCCGCUCAGCUGCCGACCGGCGACAGCCAAAGCCAUGGGAAAUACGCACUCCAGCCAUGCUGCUAGAAACCAUCCACUAUCUGUUAACAAUCGUGCUGCCUGACCCCCGGCGUCCGUACUACCAGCGGUAUGAAUUUAUUUUCGACCGGAUGCGUGCCAUCCGGCAGGAGAUGGUCAUACAGAAUCUGUCCGCCAUGGAAACGCUACCGAUACUGGAACCGAUCGUACGAUUCCUCUGCUAUAGCGCCUUCCGCCUUUGUGACGCUCCGAUAGCAGAGUUCGAUCCAAAAAUAUGCUCACAGCAUUUACAGGAGUGUUUGAAAAAGGUCCUCCGCUGCUACGAAGAACUUGACGAAGCGUCCAAUCGCGCCGCCGAUUCAAAUCGCUUUGAGAUGGAACGUCUGUACCUAUCCUUCAACAUCGGUAGCACGGAAGCAACACAAUCGGCCAUUACACGAUACGGUGCAAGUGAACCGAAGCUACGGCUUCACAUUACUACCCAGCUGGAGUGCCACCGGGGGAACUAUUUCGCUGCCAUGCAAAACAUGCUUCAGUUUGCCCCGCUAGAAGCUGCCGUCGCAUCGUUAAAGCUUCCCCAGUUCCGGCGACAGAUUCUGCUCCAGUUCUCCGUUGCCUACCAAAGCCGCGUGCAAACCGUACCGCUCGAAUGGUUGGAAAGCAUACUCCAUUACGAGGGCCGCGAGCGCACGUGCCUGUUGAACGACUGCCGUCACUAUAACCUUCAGCUAGUGCCGAGGGACAGCGGCCAGCGGUCCACCGACGGUAACCGUAACUGGGCGGUGAAAUUCGAGAAGGCAACGUUCGAUGGUCAACGAAGCGCGAUUCAACCACGCAAAGUUCCUCCAAUCGAAGAUGCAUUAGAGCAUUGUGGAAAUAUUUCGAGGAUGUUGCUUGAUGGGUUUUGCGGAUAGUUCGGUGCCGGUGGCGCGUGGUGUGAUAUCGUAAUAAACAAAACACAA